AUUUGCAUUGUCCACUUUAUUUUACUUUUAUGGCUUUGCACCUUCCUCUCUUCUUCUCUUCCUUUACUUUUCAAUGCACAAACAAAAGUGAAACAUCACUUCAACUCACCUAACGUUCUUUCUUACACCUCUCUAAAUCCCUUUAUUUCUAUCCUUUUUUUUUUUUUUUAAAAAAAAUUGCUUCAACAAGCUGUUAAAGAAAAUUCUGUAAUCAUUUUCUUGAUUUUUUUUUCUUUGUGUGUGUUGAUGGAUAUUUUUUUUGAUGUGUUGUGUGAUAUUUGAUGAAUUUGUUGAUUUGUUUUGUUAGUUGUGAGUGUUGAAUUUUGCAUUUUUGAAGUUUUUUUAAAAUUGAUUUUGUUGUGAAUUACUGUGAAAUAUGGUUCUUCAUUUGGAUUGUGGAGUGGUUUGUAUGGAGAUAGAUAGAUAGAGGGUAGAUAAGAAAGUAUGAGAAAAUCAAAAGGGUGUUUUCAUAAAGAAGGAAAGGUGGAAUUUUUAAUAGUAAUCAGUACAAAAAAUGAAAGAUAUCAGAUUUUGAGAAAUUUGAAUUAUUUUGCUUAAUCAGUUAGAUUUUGAUCGCUGAUUUUGGAUUCAAUUGGAGCAAUUUGUGUUUCAAGAAUCUGCUAAAUGGGGAUAUUUGAAGAGAAGAUCAAGAACAAAGAGCCUUGAAGAAAACAGUUUUAAGUGAAAAAAGGUGAGAAUAAAUGUGGCAGAAUCAGACCCUCCAGAAUUCUUCCUUUAGAGAAUCCAUCAAAGCCCUUGAAGCUGAUGUUCAACAUGCCAAUACUAUGGCAGCAGCUCUUCGCCGGGAUUUCGAUGGGGAUUGUGUGCAAAUGAAAGUUUCCUAUGGUUUUCUUGCCCCCUUCUUGCUAUUUCUGAUAGAAUGGAUGGACUAUAUUUGUUUAGAUAAUCUGGCUAGUUGUUUAGGCCUCCUUCACAUUCUUGUUUACAAGGUUUAUGUUGAUGGAAUGCCAGCAACGUCCCCACCAGAAAGGAAAGCCACAAUUAAUGAAUUCUAUGCCAUUAUAUAUCCUUCACUAAUGCAGCUGGAGGGAAAUCUAGUGGAACUAAUGAAGGAGAAUCAUAAAGUAACUCAACUCUCUAACACUUCAAAUGGGGAAGGGGUGGAAGUGAACAGUCAGUCAUGUAAAAGUAUACAGGGCGAAGAAGAGGAAUGUGGUAUAUGCAUGGAAACUGGCUCCAAGGUGGUUUUGCCUAAUUGUAGCCAUUCCAUGUGUGUUGGUUGUUUUCAAGACUGGUACAUCCGGUCUCAAUCAUGCCCUUUUUGCCGAGGUAGUCUAUCGAGAGUAAACUCCAGAGACUUGUGGAUUCUAACUAGUGACUGUGAUGUAGUUGAUAGCAGCAUACUUGCGCAGGAGAACUUAAGGCGCUUCUACCUCUAUAUUGAUAAGUUGCCACUAGCCGUCUGUGAGACCAGCGUAAUGCUUUAUGAUUAUAUGAUAUAGACUUGGAAGUCGAAGCCACUGUAUCAUGCAUGCUGACCUAUGACUACAUAUGGACAAUUCCUGAUUAUGAGUGUAGAUCCCAACAACUUCAGUUGAAUAAGGGGUCUCAUUCGCAUUGUACAUAGUUAAGAAAACUGCUAGCUAUCCGUACUGCAAACUCAAAGCUACAGAGCCAAGGUGUUUGUGGAAUGACUAAUCUUUGCACAUGUUUGCUUGGUGCAAUCUGUAAUGAGUUUCUUAAAUGGAGAUAAAUUAUGUAAAGAGUAAUGACAGUAGAGCAUAGAGAUAUUCCUGACAUUCAACUCAGUUUUUUUAGACCCUGAGUGUUGAAACGAGAAGGCAAAAGUCUAAAUUUGUCUUUUGGCAAGUGCAGCUGCUGCUUGUACAGUAUCAAACCAUUUACUGUAAAGGAUGUAUGAUGGACCAAAGCCAUAUACUUUUGCCAUUUAUUAUAUCCCAAUGUUCAUUGAGGGGAAUAACCAAACAGAAGGUACAGUAGAAUCCUCAUGUUUUAAACAGAAGAUUUGUUGUUGUUGCUGUAUAGAUUUAUUAAUGUUCUCCUAUGUGUAUAUAAGUACACUUUGUUUUCCUUUUCA
Capsicum annuum is the source of this 2059-nucleotide messenger RNA. RefSeq names its product E3 ubiquitin-protein ligase AIRP2. The coding region runs from base 702 to 1463 and encodes 253 amino acids. Gene Ontology annotation, molecular function: ubiquitin protein ligase activity. The transcript is spliced from 7 exons. Lineage: Eukaryota; Viridiplantae; Streptophyta; Magnoliopsida; Solanales; Solanaceae. The record is from RefSeq and is a predicted model, not a curated record. Gene Ontology annotation, biological process: protein ubiquitination.